AUGUCUACUCAGCACAACUACCUCGAGGAGGAGGAAGACUUCUCGGAGUUCUACAACAACCCCCUCUACAAGCGCGUCUCUGACCUGACCGAUCAUCAGCGAAAGCAUGCUUGCCCGCCUCCUCCCCUCCCUACUCGUCGUCGAGACCAUGGCCCCAGAGUCGCCCGAAAGUCUCCCCGCCAGCACCCUAUUCGGGUGCCCCCCCCUGGCCCCCCUCGCUCCCCCUCCCCACGACAACCCUCCCCACGCCGGGACGCCGAUAUUGUUAGGGCCUCCAUCCGAAGACACUCAUUCGCAAAGCCUCGACAGACCCCAAACAAGGAGGAUGCCCCCGAGCCAGAGACCGGCCAUGGGGCAAUCUUCAACGCGCACGUCGAACGCAACUUCCAGCAGAACGUCGACCGCGUCCUCGGCCCCGAACACGUUGACAAGUACGAGAACUGUGCCGACAUGGUGGAGAAGGCCAAAGAGGAGCUUGAGGACAAGCCUGAGGGAUCUCAUCGGCUCGGACGUCCCUGGACCAAGGAGGAGUUUGACAAGGCUGCGAGAUUGACGGAGUAG
This is a messenger RNA of Fusarium musae, 561 nucleotides long. RefSeq lists its product as uncharacterized. The record is from RefSeq and is a predicted model, not a curated record. Lineage: Eukaryota; Fungi; Ascomycota; Sordariomycetes; Hypocreales; Nectriaceae. The transcript has a single exon. Bases 1 to 561 code for a protein of 186 amino acids.